AUGAUCGCCUCUUCAGCAAAGCAUAUUCCGCUUCCCACCCCGCAUUUCGCCAAGCCCAAGCGCCACCGCCGCUCAGGCCCAGCCCGCAUGGACCCCACCGACCAGUCGCCGGAGGAGGUGUACUCCGUGUGGGCCCUCCCGCCGGAGCCCGUCCGCGACCGCCUCCGCGGCCUCAUGGCCGGCCUCCGCGCCGCGCACGGCGGCCCGCCCUUCGAGCCGCACGCCACCGUCGUCGGCGCCGUGCGCAUGCGCCGCCCCGCCGCAAUCCAGGCCCUCCGCGCCGCCGCCGCCGCCGCCGGCGUCGCCCCCUACACCGCCCGCGUCACCGGCGUCGCCCGCGGCGACUUCUUCUACCAGUGCGUCUACCUCCUCCUCGAGCCCACCCCCGAGGUGAUCCAGACAAGCGACCACUUCUGCGCCCACUUCGGGUUUCAGAGAUCAACCCCAUAUAUGCCACAUGUAAGUCUCCUGUAUGGGGAUCUAACAGACGAAGAGAAGGAAGCAGCAAGGAAGAAAGUAGAGGAAAUGGGCAGUGAAAUUUCUGGACUGCAGUUUGAGAUCUCCGAGCUCGCACUUUAUCAAACGGAUACUGAGGAUAAAAGCUUGGAGUCCUGGGAACUGGUGGAGGUAUGCCACCUUGGGAAGAAGUGA
This is a messenger RNA of Triticum turgidum subsp. durum (durum wheat), 651 nucleotides long. NCBI's taxonomy places the organism in Eukaryota, Viridiplantae, Streptophyta, Magnoliopsida, Poales, Poaceae. The record is from the annotation of a GenBank genome assembly.